AUGUCUCUGUCAACUCUACGAGAAACUUCUCGAGCUCGUGGCAGGGUUGCGGCAGCCUCCAAGUCGGCAGUAUUUGGCGAAGCUGUCUGGCGGACAGGUUUCUACCGCGUUAUGUGCGUUGUUGCCGACGGUGCUUUUCAUGUGACGCCGGAAUACAUGGCGUCUAGUGGUACCACAUGCCUAGGUUGGAUCGACUUCCUUGUCCCUCAACACGGAUGGGGAAUCGAAAUUGUUCAAGACAGCGACAGACUAGAGGGGAAUGAUUCUCGAUCCACGUCAGGAAGGUCGUAUCAUUCGUGGAUCUCGAAGAAUUACCUGAAAGACUAUGUGAUGCUGGACUUUCGGAGCUCGACACCGAAGAUGCCUUAUCCUUCGCUCCCUCGACUGCACCAUCUUGUUUUCGCGGAGGAUUCCUCAACAUAUGUUGUUAUGAAUUGUCAUCUGCAACAGGACAAAGCAGCUCAAGCGACCGCGACUACAACCACGAUGACAGACGCGAACGCGACUGUGUCCUCUUCUCACUUCUACGGCGACACCACGAAACGGGCCCACCAAACUCCCAGACGACCCAAAGAACCGAUUCUCACGACAACACCCGACCAUGACCGACUAUCGUCCAUAGCCCCGUUCACGUCGACCGCGGUCCAUGUUCAACCGGAUUUCGCUCAAGCUGCCUUGCAGAUGGCUGGAAAGUUUGUCGGUCCAGUCGCUGUCGACGACUUCCUUGAUCGCUACCUGCCAGGGAGCUCAGCACCACCUUUGCCACCAGUGAAUCGCCAAUCCUUCCAAGUUGUGGCCAAACUUUCGAAAGAGCCUGACAUGUACGACCCACUGAUACAAGCACUAUCGCCCUUCUGUCAAGGCAUUUCUCUCGUCAAUACAGCAGGCGUGUCAGAUCCUGAAUCUGGUGCUCUGUUGAAUCGAUCCAUCAAGCCCGACAUUUCCUGCUACAAGAAGGGCCGCACACCUCCUCCCGACUCAUGCAUCACCCGGGCGCGCGACAUGAUUACAUUUCUCGAGCUCAAAGUUCGCGACGUAGAUGAACCAUUCGACACGAAGAGGAUGGGCGGACCGUUCGAGCGGGCCGCCAACAAUGCUCGCGACACCCGUGGACAACUUACCGUUUACGCCAAUGCUAUUCAAGCAAUGCAAUUCCGGACGCAUGCAUUCGCUGUCUAUAUCAACAAGGCGCGUUGUCGGUUCAUGCGAUUCACGCGGAGCGGUGCCGUCGUCACUGCGCCGUUCGACUACACCGAGGUCGACUGGCUGGCGGUUUUCUUCUGGCGUCUUUCGCACGCGGACGAUGCACAACGCGGCAUCGACACAACCAUCACACCUAUCUCGGCUGACGCUCCCGAUGCUUCGAAAGCUCGUUCUUCUCUUGGCUUGAAGGAUGAUGCUCCUCUGUACAAAGUUCUCGUCGUCGACGAUUACACCAAGAAAAAUCAGCGCUACAUUGUUAGCGAACCGUUCACGAAGCAUCACAUCUACCCACUGGGCCGAGGCACACGUUGUUUCAAGGCGUACGAUUGCCAGACCGGUAAAGUCGUACUGCUCAAGGACACCUGGCGAGUGGAUGGAUAUGACAAGGAGGGCGAUACGUAUCGUCUGCUCCAUAAACACAAAGUUCCACACAUCGCAGGCCUCUUGGCGGCGGGGGAUGUGCCAGGUCGCAACUCCGAAUGUGGUGCAACUCACGAUGUUUUCCCAAAACCACGAAAGCAUCGCGUCCACAUUCAUUACCGUCUCGUCCUCGAUACAGUUGGCGACCCACUCACCCGUUUCGACUCGACGUGGGGGAUGGUGCAGGCGGUGUACUGUGCUGUACAAGCACAUGCUGCAGCUGUCACGGCAGCGGGCAUCCUUCAUCGAGACAUCUCUGUCGGAAACAUUGUGCUCGUCCCGGACGGUGGUAUUCUCAUUGAUUGGGAGCUAUCCAAACGCCUCGAUGAAAAACAGGCUAGGACGUACGAGAAAACCGGCACCAUACAGUUCAUAUCGGUCAGGCAACUAAAGAGUCCUGGCCAGUUGCCACACAACAUCGGCGAUGACCUGGAGUCGUUCGUUCAUGUGCUAGUGUGGACUGCAGCGAGAUACGCGCCUGGUACCAUGUCCAUCGCCGAACGCACCGCUUUCGUAAAAUCCUUCGAUUCUCCAGACGGGGAGCACAAGUCUAUGCUCAUGCGACUGGGAGAAGAAGGCAUCUACGGCAUGAAGCUCGAUCAAAACGGCGUCAACGAAGUUUUGAUCCCGCUGUUUGGAGCCUUCGGGACUCGCUACAAGGAGGGCACCAAGCGACAAGCUUCGGACCGCGUUCGGAAAGAGUUGGAGAAACUUGAGUCCCACGACUGGAUGCUUGACAUACUGAAAAAGGGGUUGGAGGACGAGGAGUGGCAAUCUGCUGAUGACGCAUGGGUGAGUCACCCCAUCAAACAGGACGACAAGAGGGCCCCAGCCGACAGUCGGAAACGCAAAUCUCAAACCUCGGAGUAUGACCUAGAUACAGAGAAUGCGGAGGAGGAGGAGGAGGCCGAGCACGCUGCCAAACGUAGCAGACAUUGA
Cyclocybe aegerita is the source of this 2562-nucleotide messenger RNA. The record is from the annotation of a GenBank genome assembly. NCBI's taxonomy places the organism in Eukaryota, Fungi, Basidiomycota, Agaricomycetes, Agaricales, Hemipholiotaceae.